Molecule: messenger RNA, 2939 nt
Organism: Physcomitrium patens
Lineage: Eukaryota; Viridiplantae; Streptophyta; Bryopsida; Funariales; Funariaceae
Source: RefSeq, a predicted model, not a curated record
CGCAUGACUGCGCGAGGGAUGUUGCAUGCCAGCAGGGUUAUGGGUUGGGAUUUCGGAUUUGGCGCUUGAAGCCGCACUAGGGAAAAUCGAAGAAGCCAUUUGUAGGAAGAGCAAAGAGACGCCAAUUGGGUGCAGAGGAAGAGUGUGGGGAGUAGGCUUGGAGCAGAGAAAUGAAGGUGCAAGAAUUGGAGGAUUUUUUAGAGGUGCAUGGAGCAUUGCUGGCAUCGGCGGGGCUGCCGCCGUCACUGCACGAGAAGCUGUUCGACAAGCUGUCGGCCGAUGUGUUCGACGGCGGCAACUUCUUUGAGAUUGAGCCGGUUGAAAGCGGCAGGCAGCGUCGCUUGGUUUUUUCGAGCCAGAGGUUGCCUAAACUCGGAGAUGUGUUUUUGAUCGAUCAUGCCUGGUCAUUCCGUCUUACUCAAGCUCGCUCUCAGCUUGAGCAAAUACCAGGAUUGGUUGAGAGGAUGGCUGCCCUCAUGUGCGUGGCAGACGAUGUUGAGGAGAUUGACAACGUUGAAUUAGAAGGAACAAGUGAUAUUGAAUCAGUAAUUUUACACAUUGCGGCAGAAACAGAAGGGAGGGGCGAGAAAACUUACUGGCUGGAACUCGAUGAUGGGAACGUUACUGAUGAAGUUCUUCAUAAACUAAAUCUUUCUGCCAAGUUCCCGGAUUUAAUAGGACUUAGUAUGUGGAACAAUCCGCUGGAGUCGGUGGAGGAAGUGAUGAAUACCGUGGCAGGUCUCAGCAAGUUACGUGCUCUCUGGCUUAACGAGUGCCCUGUUGCCUCAAACAAAAAUGACGAGCUUCAAGACGCUUUGGGAAGAAUGUUACCACAUCUUGAGAUUUACAACAGGAAGCUCACGAACAAGUAUGGUUUGUGGGCAGUGGGUUUCUGUGCCGGCGUAUUUAGUGCAAAUCAUCCUGGCCACCUUUUCGCGGAAGAUCAGGCGCUCGAGGACGUUACAUCACUUGAUCUGUCCGAGCGGGAUAUGCAAACUUUCUCUCCACAUGUUUUCAAUCCGGAAAAGUUACCGAAUUUAACUUCAUUGAACCUGAGAGGGAAUCCGUUCGCCAACGAAUCUGCGGAGAGCCUGCUUGCAACAAUUCAAACUCUUAAAUCUCUGAAGUCUCUACAGGUGGAUAUUCCAGGACCUUUAGGAAAUGCUUCUUCUAUUGCAGAAGCUUUACCAUUCGUCUUAGAACUGAAUGGACGUUCUCGAGACAAGUUUCUGGGCGAAGAGAAUAACGAUACAAUGAGCAAUCUCGAACCGCGAUUGCCUAUGUUUUCAAAAGAGGAACCUCUUAUAGAGCGGGUCAUGAGUGCAAUGUGGCAAUAUAUCAAUACAUACAGGCUGGCAGACGAAGAGAAGUUAGAUGAAACACCUAUCUGGUAUGUGAUGGAUGAACUGGGUUCCGCACUUCGUCACAGUGAUGUACCCAAUUUCCAGGUUGCACCCUUCAUGUACUUGCCCGACGGCACAAUUCAGUCUGCUAUCAGUUAUUCGCUGCUUUGGCCUGUUCAGGACGUUUCAAGUGGAGACGAGUGCACUCGUGAUUAUUUAUUUGGUAUUGGAGAAGAUCGGCAGCGUUCCUCCCGUUUGGCAGCCUGGUUUCACAUUCCUUCUGAAGUAUUCCCACAGGCUUAUGAUUCGCACAUGAGUGCGCUGAAACAGCCCAUUGUAAGAGAGCCAAUCGCCUACAAUGAUCCUCCGACAUCAAGUAUUUUUCCUCAAGACGGAGCAUUUCUAUCUGUAUUCAGUGAUAUUCCAGGAAUCUCAGACUUUUUGACCCAUCCUAAAUUUAAGCUAGUUGAAGAACCCAAGGAAGCGGACAUUGUCUGGACGCAUAUGCAAAUAGAUGAUGAGUUUCGGAAAGCAGCUGGUCUUCAACCUCAACAAUAUGUCAAUCAGUUUCCAUCAGAAGAAUGUAUCGUUAUGAAGCACAAUCUGGCUGAGACAAUGCAAAAGGCCUAUGGCACACCAUCUUGGUUACAACCAACUUACAACAUGGAUCUUCAACUAGCUGCUCUUUUCGGUGACUUCUUACAACGGGAAGAAAACAAACAGAACAAUCUGUGGAUUGUGAAGCCUUGGAAUAUGGCUCGAACCAUUGACACGUCUAUCGUGGGCAGCUUGCCUGCACUUGCGAGGUUGGUAGAAACUGGGCCCAAAAUAGGUCAAAAGUAUAUUGAGCAGCCUGCUUUAUACAAAGGACGGAAGUUUGACCUACGCUAUAUCGUUUUAUUAAGGAGUCUGCAGCCUCUUGAAAUCUUUGUGUGCGACGUAUUUUGGGGCCGUUUCUCAAACAAUCAGUACACGUUAGAAACAAACAGUUUAGCAGAGUAUGAAACCCAUUUCACUGUGAUGAACUAUGGGCGGACAAUGAAUCACCUCGACACUCACUCAUGGGUUCCUGAAUUUGAAAAGGAGCAUAAUGUGAAAUGGCAAGACAUACACAGGAGAGUGAGAGAGGUCCUUCGGGCAGUUUUCGAAGGUGCAGCUGCUGUUCAUCCAGAAAUGAAGUCACCCACAUCUCGUGCCAUUUAUGGAGUUGACAUUAUGCUGGAUGCGUCGUUUCAGCCUAAGCUGCUUGAGGUGACAUAUUGCCCUGAUUGCGGACGAGCUGCCAAGUAUGAUGUCCGGAACGUGCUUGGAGACGGUGAACUUAUGAAAGGCUCCGAGUUCUACAACAACGUAUUCUCUUGCUUGUUCCUGAAUGAACUCAAAAAUAUCAGCCCUCUUUAAGAGAAUGUGGCAGUGAGCUGGUUUCGUAGGCGUUGACGUGCUUAUCAUGCAGCUACAUAAGAUCAACGCACCAUUUUGCAUCUAGUUGAACUUAUAGUGACCAUAUGACUGUUGAGUGGGUGUCAUGACAAACUCCCUGGGAAUCCUAAUCCUGUCUUUUUUCGUGUGAAAAUAAGAUCUAUUGAUAGUCAAUCA